AACUUGUAUAAGCUGUGUAUAAGCCGUGAGACGGCAGGUCUUACCAUGGAGACUGUGGUAUUUCUAUUUGCUUCUCCUGUUUACGGUGUAAUUGCAUGAAACAGCAGCGUCUUGGAGUCCAAUGUUCUGAUUCCUCACUCAUGCUCUGGAAGGGUGUUUUCUCUUGCAGAGACUGACGAUUCUAAAGGAAAAAGAUGUCCUCCUCAAGACAAGCCUUACUUCUGGAGCAGAAGGCCCAGACCCACUUGUGUGCUGCAAUAUUCAAUGAGCGGUCCAAGCAAUGGGAGAAGACUGUGGAACACUAUGAGAUGUUGUUGAGGAUUCUGAACAGAAGACUCUUCUCUGAAUGUGCAGACAUACAGCAACAUUACAAGCAACUGAUUUAUGAAACCUAUUAUCACUUAGGUAUUGCUUUUCAAAAUAUAAAUCGGCAUGGAAAAGCAGUAUUGCAGUAUACUAAAGCAUUACAAGCCUCAUCUAUGCAAAAGAAAAUCUGCACUGUUGGCUGCUCCGUAGGAACAUUUCUGCACACCCCUGUAUUGACUCGUCGAGCAUUUGGAUUUGUUAAAUGUGGUCAAACAAAGAAAGCUCUACAAGAUGCAGAAACUGCCGUUGUUCUAGACAGCUUAAACCCUGAUGUGUACUGCGUCAGAGCUCUAGUGUGGUGUACAAUGCAAAAGGAAGAGGAAGCUAUUAAAGAUUUAAAUUACAGCCUACGUCUCAAUUCAUCUCAUGUCUGUUCUCUUAUUCUGCGAGGAAACAUUCAAAAGUACAUAACACAGGAAAAUAAUGCAUACAUUACACUGAAUGACGAUCAAGAAAAGGCUUUACAAAUGAACUACUCGUCUGUCCGAUUUUCACAUAUAAAGGACUUUAACAGCCUUCAUAUAUCUGAGUUCUACAAUAGUUUUCUGUGGUCAUUAAAUGUACCACACACAGUGGUAAAUCUUCCACGUGUUUUCCCUUCAGUGCAAAAUUCCAUUCCAUCUAAAAGAACAUCUUCUGCACCUGCAAUUCUUAGGAGUAAAAUCACAGAGUCACUUCAUGAGGACCAAUUUAAAGCGUCUUUCCGUUGUGGUACUGUGACCAGCUAUGCCAAAACCCCUGAAUUGGAAAGCAGAAGAAAACAUGCAAGAGCUACGUCUGCAUACUGUUUAGGAUUGAGAGCAAAACAAAGUCCAGCAUUGUCAGCCAUCAGCUUUAUCCAAUUUUCUGCUGUUUCACCAAUCCAAGAAGCAAACACAGGAUCUCUGUCAAAAGAAUUAGUCAAACUGCACUCUAUGAUACCGCCAAGAAGGUAG
Molecule: messenger RNA, 1301 nt
Organism: Rana temporaria (common frog)
Lineage: Eukaryota; Metazoa; Chordata; Amphibia; Anura; Ranidae
Exons: 11
Coding region: 195-1301 (368 amino acids)
Molecular function (GO): protein binding
Source: RefSeq, a predicted model, not a curated record